Molecule: messenger RNA, 2948 nt
Organism: Coffea arabica (coffee)
Lineage: Eukaryota; Viridiplantae; Streptophyta; Magnoliopsida; Gentianales; Rubiaceae
Product: ELF3-like protein 2
Biological process (GO): regulation of photoperiodism, flowering
Source: RefSeq, a predicted model, not a curated record
AGUGCUACUAGCACUUACAUUUGCAGCGUUGUCCUUGAUUUAAAAGAUCUGGUUUGACACACUUUACUGAGGCAUCCUCACUUUCGGACUGCCAAGCAUUUCUGUUCAACUUAUACAUUUGACACAUUUUCACGUGCUAUUUUGCUUUGCCUUUCACUUCUUUGCUGGCAAGAUUUUUAUUUUACCAAGUGCAAGCUGGGGUAUUCUUGUUACAAGCUUUGAUUUUUUUUUUUUUUGGGUAUCCUUUCCAAUUAGUUUCAUAUUCAAGUUUUCAUUCUUGUUACUUUUGUUUUGAUCAAAAUAAGUGUUCUUUUGAGAUGGGCUAAUCAGGGAGUGGAUUUUUUAAUUUCUUUUUGACAAAUUUGGAUUCUUUUAAGUAGGAAACUUCCAAUGAGCAUGAGAUCAUGUUCUGAGUUUGAUAGAUGGGUGUAUAUUGCGUGCUGGAAAAAUAGAAAAAACGAGGAGGAGAAUGAGAGGUGGGAAAGAUGAAAAGAAGCAGAUGGAUCCUCUAUUUCCAAGGCUACAUAUUAAUGACGCAGAGGGAAUAGGACCCAGAGCACCUCCGAGAAACAAGAUGGCUCUCUGUGAACAAGUUAAUGCACCUUCUCAGAGGUUUUCCUCUGGAUCGAUGUCACUGAGGACGCUUUCUUCCCGCACUAGAACCAACUCGGAUGCUUCUCCAUUGCUGAAUCAUGUUUCAUUGUUCUGCAGCUCGCCUAAGUGUUCGCAUAUGGCCGAGAGACUUAAGUCUAAUUCUUCUGCUGGGAUGAGUUUAAACACAAAAUAUUCUGAACUCCAGAUACUGAGUUCUGGCAAUUUUCAAUCAUUUAGUGCUAGAAAGCCUUUGAAAAUGACAGCUGAGUAUACAUUGUUUAGGCCAUGCGACUUCUUCAACUCCAUUACCUCUUUCGCUAAGAAGGAUGGGAAUAAGGAUGACAUUAGAAUUCCCUAUUCUGACCAAAGAGAGAAGACUUUCAAUUGUAGCAGUGUUGGAUUUAAGAUGCAGAAAGAGAAAGUCAGUUCUUCAAGUUUGGGCUUUUCAGGGAAACCUGAAUCUACUUUCGAAAGACAAGAGAUGGAGAUGGGGAUAAAUGAUGCCAAGUCGAGGGAACAUCCAAGAAAUCAAGCUGAAGUUAGCUUUAAAGUAUCUGAGGUGAGUGAUGGCAAUUUUGAAAAACUUCCUGAUCAAUUCACAGAAGAGAAUAUUUUGGUAGAUACAGCACCAAGUGUUGUAGCAGUAUAUGGAACUUGUGGGUCUGGUAGAAGAGCAGUUGCACCUAUAAACCAUGCAAAGACAAAUGACUUGGUUAAUGAUAUAAGCACGUCGCAUAUUACCUGUGCUCAAGCACAUCAAGAGUGCAGAAAUUUGCCGAUAGGCACUGAUAUAGAUGACAAUAUCUCAAAGAAUCCUGAAAGGCACUCAAGGAAGAGAAGUUUUUCGUCGCAGGAAUCUCUAUCAUGUUCCAGUCCACCAACUGCAGAAAAUAACAGAAUUCCAAAGAGGCUUGAAUCUGUCAAUGAGCGUCCUAAAGGUAAUCAUUGUGCAUCACGUGUAGGAAAUGAUGCAAGACAUAUUGCCAUCUCAGACAACUCGGUGAUGGAUUCUAAAUCAGGUUUACAUGUAUCUCCUGAUGAUGUGGUGGGAAUGAUAGGUCCAAAGUUUUUCUGGAGUGCUAGAAGAACCAUUGCUCAUCAACAAAGGAUCUUUGCACUGCAAAUAUUCGAGUUACAUAGACUGAUAAAGGUACAAAGAUUGAUAGCUGGAUCACCAGAAAUGUUUUUUGAAGACAGUGUCAUCUUCACCAAGCCUUCCAUCGACCGCUCUCCAGAAAAGAAGUUCCAGCUGCAGAAUUUUCCAGAACUACCAUCUCUAUUUCUUAAACCAAAAGUUGAUGCUCUAAAUCCCAAACCCUGUUUGGACCAUGUAGCAGAGGAAGCACAUGGAAAGCUGCCUCCUCCAGCCUAUGAAACUGAGAAUCGAUAUGAUACUCCAAAGUCCCCUCUCAAACCAUAUUCAGGAGUAACACCAAUGACUUUUGCAAUUGAAGCCAAAUUUGGACCUUGGUGUUUCCCCGCACCCCCGGGGAACCAGUGGUUAAUUCCUGUCAAGUCACCUUCCGAAGGACUUGUUUACAAGCCCUAUGCAGGACCUUGCCCGCCAACUCUUGGUUGCAUUGCACCAAUUUAUGGUGGUUGUGGCACCAUGUGCUUAACUAGAAUGGACGCAGAGCAUGUCAAUUGUACAGCCUACGGUAUCCCAGCUUCACUUGGUCGCUCCUGCUGCUUUCAACCACAUGCUCUGCCAGUGAUGAACACAGAAAAUUCAAGUUCAGCCGCCGAGCAGACAAGCCCUUUUGUCACAGGCCGCUCUAGUAGGCCGGAUAAUCAUCGUGUUGCAACGUAUGACAUCAACUACAUUAUUCCAUAUCGAAGCUUAGAUGCCAUUACGAGCCACAGAACUGGGAUCAUGACUGAUUCUACUAGAAUCAUGCAGGUUUCGAAAAGCUGCAGUGAUUUUCCGGGCAGUACUGCUAGCAAUCUUAAUGAGAGGGUCCAAGCAGAUGAGCUGUCUCUUUUCCCCAUGACACCUACACUUCAAAGGUCAAAACACCCCAUCCAGAAUAACAAUAAUGAGCAACAAAUACAAGUGAUCAAGGUCGUGCCUUACAAUCCCAAGUCUGCAUCUGAAUCUGCAGCUCGCAUUUUCCAGUCCAUCCAGGAAGAAAAGAAACAGCAGGAGUAGUUCAUAAAUUAAAUUUAAACCACCUAUUGUCAGAGUAACGUUGCAAAGAUUGUGUCCCUAACAGAAUGCAAAGGAUUUUGGUUUGUUAAUCCCUAUAUAAAAUCCAAGGUUAUAAACUGUACAUAUACACUCAUGCAAGAACCAGUUGGAUUUUUUUCCAUAUCUUGCUUCCUUCACUUUUAAUAGGCUCACAUUCCCUUCCCUA